ACUCGGAGAGUAGCGGGUUUGCGUGUGAGCCCUGUGGAGGCAGCGUUUUCUGGGCUUCGCUGGUUCUCUCUCUCCAGAAGGUUCUGCUGGUUCCCCCAGCUCUGGGUACCCGGCUCUGCAUCGCGCCGCCAUGAUGGGCCAUCGUCCGGUACUCGUGCUUAGCCAGAACACAAAGCGUGAAUCUGGAAGAAAAGUUCAAUCUGGAAACAUCAAUGCUGCCAAGACUAUUGCAGAUAUCAUCCGAACAUGUUUGGGACCCAAGUCUAUGAUGAAGAUGCUUUUGGACCCAAUGGGAGGCAUUGUGAUGACCAAUGAUGGCAAUGCUAUUCUUCGAGAGAUUCAAGUACAGCAUCCAGCAGCCAAGUCCAUGAUUGAAAUUAGCCGGACACAGGAUGAAGAGGUUGGAGAUGGGACCACAUCUGUAAUUAUUCUUGCAGGGGAGAUGCUGUCUGUGGCUGAGCACUUCCUAGAGCAGCAGAUGCACCCAACAGUGGUGAUCAGUGCUUACCGCAGGGCUUUGGACGAUAUGAUCAGCACCCUUAAGAAAAUAAGUACCCCUGUUGACACCAGUAACCGAGAUGCGAUGCUGAACAUCAUCAACAGCUCCAUUACUACCAAAGUAAUCAGUCGGUGGUCUUCUUUGGCUUGCAACAUUGCCCUGGAUGCUGUCAAAACUGUACAGUUUGAGGAGAACGGUCGGAAGGAGAUUGACAUCAAGAAAUAUGCAAGGGUAGAAAAGAUACCUGGCGGCAUCAUUGAAGACUCGUGUGUGUUACGUGGAGUCAUGAUUAACAAGGAUGUGACCCACCCGCGGAUGCGGCGCUAUAUCAAGAAUCCUCGCAUCGUGCUGCUGGAUUCUUCUCUGGAAUACAAGAAAGGAGAAAGCCAGGUAAUGUCCCUGGCCCUAUUCCUUAAAUUUGAUGUAAGACUCUGUUAAUAUGGGCAAGGGAAA
Messenger RNA from Physeter macrocephalus (sperm whale), 952 nucleotides. RefSeq names its product T-complex protein 1 subunit gamma. The transcript is spliced from 8 exons. Bases 131 to 937 code for a protein of 268 amino acids. Lineage: Eukaryota; Metazoa; Chordata; Mammalia; Artiodactyla; Physeteridae. The record is from RefSeq and is a predicted model, not a curated record. Gene Ontology annotation, cellular component: chaperonin-containing T-complex. Gene Ontology annotation, biological process: protein folding. Gene Ontology annotation, molecular function: ATP-dependent protein folding chaperone; ATP binding; ATP hydrolysis activity.